Leptopilina heterotoma is the source of this 754-nucleotide messenger RNA. RefSeq lists its product as uncharacterized. The transcript has 3 exons. The record is from RefSeq and is a predicted model, not a curated record. Gene Ontology annotation, biological process: regulation of synaptic transmission, cholinergic; sleep; positive regulation of voltage-gated potassium channel activity. Lineage: Eukaryota; Metazoa; Arthropoda; Insecta; Hymenoptera; Figitidae. Bases 141 to 611 code for a protein of 156 amino acids.
CACAAAUCUUCACAAUAUUGUUAAUUCGUGGUCAAGUUUUAAUGUGUAUUUACGAAAAAUAGUAAACAAAUAAAUUUAUCACAGUAUUAAUAAUAGAAAAAGUACUUUAAAAUAACUAGUAAAUUUCUAUACAGUUGAAAAUGUUGACGAAAACUUUCAGUAUUUUUAUUCUAUUAAUUUUUCUAAUAGAACAAGGAAAUUGUGGACUUUAUUGCUACAGAUGUCACAGUAAUAGUGGAGGUUGUGGAGAAGAUUUAAAAUGGUUCCAUUGGGCAAAAGAGUGUCCAGAACCUGAUGAUAAAUGUGUUAAAAUUAUAGAAAGAAAAGAAGCCGAAGUGGCAAUAACUCGCGAUUGUUUGAGUUCAUUCCGUGGAAUAAGAACUGAUAUUCCCGCCGAUCAUUACGAGGGUUGUCGUCCAGCAGCAAAGGACAUGAAACUUGCCCACUAUGUUAAUAACAGUAUUGCCGAGCAAGAUGUAAAAAGAGAUUAUUACGACGAAGUUAAUUGGUGUAUUUGUUAUUUCGAUAAUCGAUGCAAUGGUGCGUCGAAUUUUAUUCUCUCCACUGCACUUUUAAUUUUAACACCAAUUUUUUACUACUUCACCACGUGAAAUAAAAUUACCGAGCAAGUGAAAUAAAUUUUCACAAUGUGAAAUAAUUUCCAGAAAGGAAAAUAAAUUCCACAAAGGAAAAUAAUCUUCACAAAACGUGAAAAAUAGUCUUCAGAACAAAAUGAAAAAAGAAAAACAAAACA